This is a messenger RNA of Protobothrops mucrosquamatus (brown spotted pit viper), 2719 nucleotides long. RefSeq names its product apolipoprotein B receptor. Bases 381 to 2612 code for a protein of 743 amino acids. The record is from RefSeq and is a predicted model, not a curated record. The transcript has 8 exons. Lineage: Eukaryota; Metazoa; Chordata; Lepidosauria; Squamata; Viperidae.
GAGCGCGCACCGGGGCACCAGGGAAAGCCGGUUGCGCGCCGCGAUAGGCUCAGGAUGGCUGCAUUGGAACGACCCCGCGAAACCCCCGUUAGUGCGAUUUAAAAGAGGGGUGUGGUAUCCAGGAAUUCCUGCAGAUGUUGAUGCUUUUAAACAAGUUGCCCGAGCCUUACAUGCUGCGUGCCUGCUUAUGCACCCUAAAAGAUGUGUGACGGGGAAAGGAUGUGAGUUUCUCAAUUUAUGCAAAGCCAGAACAAACUAUGGCAAAUUACAAGGCAAAGGAAGAGAAGGAUGUGGUCAAAUACUUUAGUGACGUUAACUUCCCUCUCUGAGGAGAAGGGGAAGCCACUGCGUACCUUCUCUUCGGCUACCCCAGCAGCAUAAUGGAGUAUCUUCGAUCACUCUUUGGGAGCCUGCAACAGGCUUUGGAUUUUGUUUCCUCCUUCACUACUUACCUUUUUGGAAAUGAAACUCAUCCAGGAGCAGAAGAGCCAAGAAGUGGAAAGGAGAUGAAGAACUUAAGAAGCCACCAUGAUUCUGAAGUGGAGACAACGUAUUCUGGGGAUGUUUCUCCAAGGGAGCAUCUGAAGGUCAAUGAAGGUCCUUUUACAACGGAGAUAACCCCACUCAAUCAGGAGAUCCAAGGAACACCAGAAACUGCAGUUACUGUUGAUGAGGCAAUGGAGUCUUUUCUCAGGUCUUCCAAAUUUCCCAACAGAUGUGAGGGACAAGAAGAAUCUGAACAAAAGUUCUCAGUGUCUUCUAUAGGCCUCAGUGAUACCCCCAAAAUAGGAUCAACAACACCUAUGACUGAUAGCAUCCAACAGACACACAAGGAGUCACCAACUAAGACUGGGAGACUCUAUCAAAGAAAAUCUGAAGAAUCUGCCUUGAUGGAAGCUGCACCAGAAGACAUGAUAGAAGAGUUGGCAGAUGCAGUUUGUAGUCAAUACUGGAAGCCAGAUGAACUUUUGGCAGAAAGAAGAGAACUUGGGCAACUGGAAGAGGCAGAAAAGACAGAGAUGAGUCAAGAAGCAGAACAAGACAGAACUGUAUUAGCUGAGGGGAUUAAGCAAGGAGCACCAAAUUGGCCAGCAUUUGUAGAACAAAAAAGAGGGCCUGACGGAGCAGAGUGGACGGGGGAAAUUGUUCAAGAUAGUUUGGAAGAGAGGGUUGAGAUUAUGGGUAAUCAACAAUUAGAGGUUGAGAAAGACCAGGAAGAAGGAAAGGUGGCUGAAGAAGAGCAGGGAGAGAUAAGUACAGCAGUGUUAAGCCAGGCAGAGAAUAAGGUACUUGAAGAGGAAAGAAUGAUUGGAAAAAGUCAGCUGUGGGAUGAAGAAGCAGAAAAAAUCACAGAAGACCAGGAAAAAGAGUUGGAAAAAAUGUUGUGGAAUGAGGGAAUUCAACAAAAGCUCCUAGGCUUGACACAGGAUAAAGAGGAAAAGCAGAGAGGACAAGAAGAGGCAACAUGGACUAGGGGAACUCAACAAGAUAGUUUGGAGGAGAUGGCCAAGAUGGCAAGAGACCAGGAGUUAAAUGUUGAGAAGGAUCAGGAGGAAGAUACAAAAGUGGAUGGGAAUAAAAAGGUAAAAACAAGUGUGACAGCAGAAACUGAAGGAGACCAGGUAAAGAUGCUAGAAGAGAAAGGGAAAGGUGAGAGAAGUUGGAGUUUGGAAGAACAGAUAGAAGAAACUGAAGAGGGGACGGAGAGAAAGCUGGAUGAAAAAGAAAAAGGACUAGAGGGAGUCACUUGGACAGAUAAACUUAAAUAUGAUGCACUAAAUGUUACAAUAAUGAAGACCCAGCAUUUAGAAUUUGAGAAGGAAUUGGGAGAAGGCAUAGAGAUGGACACAGGCCACCAGAUAAUGAGAGAGAUAGAAAUGAAGAAGGAAGAUGUUCAGCAACCACUGCUGGACAAGGCAGAGAUGGAAGCAAGCCAGAAGAAGACAUUAGAAGGGGAAGAAAAGAAGAGAUAUUUUCACUGGGAGCCCAAGGAAACUGAGGUUAUGACAGAACAGAAAAGGGAGGCAUCAGGAUUGGAAAAGGAGGGAAAUUGUAAGCAGGGAGAUUUACCAGAGAAAGGAAAGACAGAAGAAGAUCUGAAGCAGGAAGCAAAAGAAUCUGUGAAAAAUGAGAUACACACUACAGGGGAAAAACUAGAACAGCAAACAAAAGAAGAAUGGUGGGAAAGUAACCAGGAAGACCAGAUAUUGCUAGAUACUUGUGGUUUUAGUGAAGACAUACUAGAAGAGGCUGAGACUACAGCAGGUCAAUCAAGUCAACUGGGAGAGAUCACCAAGAACCUGGAGCAUCCAACCUCUCUUGAUAAAGAUCUACCUGGACCCAGAACUUUCCCACAUGAUGUCACAACACUGGAUAGCAGUGCCCAGAAGGAACGGGUGUUGCUACGUCGUAAGAGCUCCAUUCGACGAGCACCCAGCUUAAAGAAACCAAAAACAUCACCAGAGGCUCCAACACAAGAGACAAAUAUAGUUGAAGAUGAUUCAUCUUUAUUGGAAGUACCAAAGAGACAAAACCCAAGAUUAUCUGGAUUUGGGCCUAUGCACCCCAAUAUGAUGGCUGAACUUCAGAUGCGCCUGCAAAAGCCAAAGUGACUUGAGGUUCAAAGAGCUUUAUCAAGUAAUGAACUUGCAUGUUUUUGGCUCUAUCUUGGGUCAAGGCACCAUAACCAAUAAUUCUGAAAGCAAUGGAGGCAUCAUCU